Trypanosoma cruzi is the source of this 1362-nucleotide messenger RNA. RefSeq lists its product as uncharacterized. The coding region runs from base 1 to 1362 and encodes 453 amino acids. Lineage: Eukaryota; Euglenozoa; Kinetoplastea; Trypanosomatida; Trypanosomatidae. The record is from RefSeq and is a predicted model, not a curated record. The transcript has a single exon.
AUGAGGAGUUGGUCCGGGUUGCAUGCGUUCAUUUUACCGGCGCAAUGUUGUCGGGCUCGCAGGAAUGGGGCAACACUGUCGCAGCGCUAUGGGUGCUGUGGGCAGCGCGAAACGGUUCCCACGACGACUGCAUCGACAACUGUCUCGCGAACGCAUCGGGACCCAAUGGCAACACUGACGGAUAUCUUUAGGGCUCAUCCGUCUGCGCUUCGCUUGCAUCGAGAGCUGACAAUUUGUGUCGCGAACGGGGAAGCGGAAAGGGCGGCGGACCUUGCGUACGUACUCGCGGAAACGGUCAAACGUGUCUGCAACCAAAUGGGAAGCGGGGCGGAACAGAACACAAAAUUGACAUCUUCUCCCACACCCGCUGACUCUUCUGCGGCAGAAGCAGGAAUUGUUGCGAAGGAGUACAUGCCUCCCAUGGGGCCGGAGGACGUUGAACUUUCCAUGGAAACGACGCGGCGUCGUGUACUUGAGGAGAAUUCUGGCGACGUUGCUGAAGCUUUUAUCAAGGGGGAGAGCGAGAAUACUUCUUCAGGGAACGCACACCCUGCCUUGUGUGAUAACCCGCUCUUCUGGAAGCAGCCGACAGCGUUGCGUGUAACGCUGCUGGAGGCCGCCUUUGAGUUGACGCUACCCGAUGGCGGUGAUGCCGAUAAUCCACUUAGCCCAAGAAGCACGGAAGUGGAGGAACACGAAAAGAGGAAUAUGAUGCUCCUGGACGAAUAUUUGACGCGAGAGAAGAAACGUUGGGAAAUGCAAAAGGGAGCUAUUGGACGUGCUGUGCUCACGACGGCGCAACAGCUUGGUGUCACGCCAGAGGAUCUUCACAGUGUACUGGAGGAGACGGAUAGCACCAGACAUGUUUCGGGCCAAGAUGGGUGUCUCCGUGUCCUGAAGCACUGCAACUUAAUCAUACGGGGUGAAGCACCAGAGGUGGAGCUUAUGGCGAAGAAUACGGCCGGAAGUGUGCGGGCAGCGGCUGAGGAGGAGCUUGAGGUACUUGUAAGCCGUAUGGAGAGAAGUGGCUCCCCGCUCACGCCCCAAGAGAGGGAGUUGGCGCUCUUUGAGCUUGUCAUGACAAAGAGUAAAAUGAGGUACGUUGUUGGCCUCCAUCGCGAUUUGCAGAUGGCUUUGGAUGCGUCUGAGAAUCUUCGACGAGCGGCUUCACAAAAGCAACUUCCCUCCGGUUCGGAAGUCUUUACGCAGAAGGUAGUCGAGAGACUCAACAAAGUUGCGGCGGAUGGCAGCGAGACGAGUGCAGAAGAUGUGGAGCUGAUCGAGUCUCUUUCUGCCCCGGUGCUGCCUUUUACUUUUAUGCUGAAGAUGUGCCUGUGGUUUGACGUCCCUCGAGAUGGGUGA